GAGAGAAUCCCAAUGCUUUCCUAAUUAGAACCUCUUUGCUUCUCAAUUGAGUCUUGAGGUUUCUUGUGCAGAGCCACUUCCUAGUAGCUUCUCGCAGCAGCGAAGCCAGAAGUAAAAGGAGCAUGCAGCUAGUGGUGGAAGUUGUAGAUGCUCAUGAUCUUAUGCCCAAAGAUGGUGAAGGGUCAGCUAGUCCAUUCGUAGAAGUUGAUUUCGAAAACCAGCUAAGUCGAACCAGAAGUGUCCAUAAAAAUCUAAACCCCAUUUGGAACCAAAAGCUCUUCUUCAAUUUCGACAAAACCAAAAACUACAACCAUCAAUCCAUUGAAGUCUCUGUUUACAAUGAGAGGAAACCACUUCCUGGCCGAAACUUUCUUGGAAGGGUGAGAAUUCCUUGCUCAAACAUUGUCAAGAAAGGCGAAGAAGCUUAUCAAGCAUUCCGGUUAGAAAAUAAGUGGUUUUUCUCAUCUGUCAAAGGUGAGAUUGGCCUCAAAGUUUAUCUCUCGCAAGAAUCCGAGCCCAAGUCUCCUCCUUUAUCCUCUUCACCACCAUUGCAACCCUUAGCAACCUCUAGUCCUCCUCCUUCCAAUCCUCUUGUUUCAGAAACCACAAGCAUUAGUAACACAUCAUCUGCUCUUCCCAAAUCUGCACUUGCCAUUGUUGACACUCCUAAAGUGACAACAGAUGCACCCGAAAUAGAAAUUCCCACACUUGCUGUCAUUGAAAGUCCUAUUUCUCAUUUUGCAGCAGUUAAGUCUAGUUGCAGCAUUCCUGCUGAAGAGCCAAAGGAAGAGAUCAAAGAACCUGUUGAAGUAAGAACAGAGACAACACAACACAUAUACAAGCACCAAGUUCUGCAGCAACCAGUCCUAUCAGUGGGAAAACAACCAGAAGGUGUCCUCUUCACAAUGCAUCAACAGGUCAAUCCACAACCUCAUCCUAGCCACCAAGAAGAUUUUGAAUUGAAGGACACGAAUCCCCAACUUGGUGAACGGUGGCCAAGUGGAGGAUCAUAUGGCGGAAGGGGGUGGAUGAGCACUGAGAGAUUCACAAGCACCUAUGACCUUGUGGAGCAGACGUUUCAUCUUUAUGUUCGAGUUGUGAAGGCCAAAGAUCUUCCGCCCAGCUCCAUUACCGGUAGCUGCGAUCCUUAUGUAGAAGUGAAGCUCGGGAACUAUAAAGGAAGGACAAAACAUUUUGAGAAGAAACUGAACCCCGAGUGGAACCAGGUAUUUGCUUUCUCCAAAGAUCGUAUUCAAUCAUCUUCGCUAGAAGUUUUUGUAAAGGAUAAAGAAAUGAUAGGAAGAGAUGAUUAUCUUGGAAGGGUGCUUUUUGACCUGAAUGAGGUUCCAACGAGGGUUCCACCUGAUAGCCCGCUGGCUCCCCAGUGGUACAGAUUGGAGGACAGGCGUGGGGAAGGGAAGGUGAGGGGACAAAUCAUGGUUGCAGUUUGGAUGGGAACACAAGCCGACGAGGCCUUUCCUGAGGCAUGGCAUUCAGAUGCUUCAUAUGUGCAGGGAGAGGGUGUUUUCAACAUCCGGUCCAAAGUUUAUGUCUCACCAAAACUUUGGUACCUCAGGGUAAACAUCAUUGAAGCUCAGGACAUUAUUCCAAAUGACAAAAGCCGCCUCCCUGAUGUUUUUGCGAAAGCCCAGGUGGGAAACCAAGUGCUCAAAACGAAGGUGAGCCCAACUCGCACAGCAAACCCACUCUGGAAUGAAGAUCUUGUCUUUGUAGCUGCCGAGCCUUUUGAGGAACAACUGGUCCUUACUGUUGAGGACCGAGUACAUCCUGCAAAAGAUGAUGUGCUGGGGAAGUUAAGUCUACCACUAAACAUUUUUGAGAAGAGGCUUGACCACCGGCCAGUCCAUUCUCGAUGGUUCAACCUCGAGAAGUUUGGUUUUGGUGUUCUGGAAGCUGACAGGAGGAAAGAACUCAAGUUUGCAAGCAGGAUACAUUUGAGAGUUUGCCUUGAAGGUGGAUACCAUGUACUAGAUGAAACAACUAUGUACCUAAGUGAUCAGAGGCCAACGGCAAGACAGCUCUGGAAGCAGCCAGUUGGAAUAUUGGAAGUGGGUAUAUUAGGCGCACAAGGCCUUCUGCCCAUGAAGAUGAAAAAUGGUCGAGGAAGUACAGAUGCUUAUUGUGUGGCCAAAUAUGGCCAGAAAUGGGUUCGAACCAGAACAAUUCUUGAUACCUUCAGUCCCAAAUGGAAUGAGCAAUACACAUGGGAAGUCUAUGAUCCGUGCACGGUGAUAACAAUGGGAGUUUUCGACAACUGCCACUUGGGAGGUGAGCAAAAUGGUGCUGGUGCAGCACGCGACUCGCGGAUUGGAAAGGUACGGAUUCGGCUAUCAACGCUAGAAGCUCAUCGUAUCUACACACAUUCUUACCCACUUCUUGUUCUGCAUGCAUCUGGGGUGAAGAAGAUGGGUGAGCUCCAACUAGCUGUUCGGUUCACUAGCCUAGCUCUAGCUCACACGAUAUACCUUUAUGGCCAUCCCUUGCUGCCAAAAAUGCAUUACUUGCAUCCUUUCACAGUGAACCAAGUAGACAAUCUGAGAUACCAAGCCAUGAAUAUUGUUGCCGUAAGGCUUGGGCGAGCUGAACCACCACUCAGAAAGGAGGUGGUUGAGUAUAUGUUAGACGUGGAUUCCCACAUGUGGAGUAUGAGAAGAAGCAAAGCGAACUUCUUUAGGAUCAUGUCCCUACUUUCUGGUAUGAUAUCAGUGAGCCGAUGGUUUGGUGAUGUUUGCCAUUGGAAGAACCCCAUCACAUCAGUUCUAUUUCAUGUUCUGUUUCUGAUACUGAUCUGGUACCCAGAGCUGAUACUGCCUACUCUCUGUCUCUACAUGUUCCUAAUCGGGCUAUGGAACUAUAGAUUCAGACCAAGACACCCACCUCAUAUGGACACUAAACUUUCGUGGGCAGAGGCAGUGAACCCAGAUGAGCUUGAUGAAGAAUUCGACACAUUCCCAUCUACCAAAUCACACGAUGUAGUUCGAAUGAGGUAUGACAGGCUCAGAAGUGUGGCUGGGAGGAUUCAAACAGUCGUGGGAGACAUAGCUACGCAAGGGGAAAGAUUUUCGUCACUACUCAGCUGGAGAGACCCGAGAGCAACCAGCCUUUUCAUAAUGUUCUGUCUUUGUGCCGCGGUGGUGCUCUAUGUGACCCCAUUUAGAGUUGUGGCUUUAGUUGCAGGACUUUAUAUGCUGCGACAUCCUAGGUUCCGAAGCAAGUUGCCUUCUGUUCCUAGCAAUUUCUUUAAGAGAUUGCCAGCUCGAACAGACAGCUUGCUUUAAAGCUCUUGACAGAGCGAACCAAGUAUUUUUUAUUUUCUGAUAAAUAACUUUUCAUGUAUGAAUUUUAAUGUCAUGUUUGAAGUCUUUUUCAUCA
Molecule: messenger RNA, 3393 nt
Organism: Cornus florida
Lineage: Eukaryota; Viridiplantae; Streptophyta; Magnoliopsida; Cornales; Cornaceae
Product: FT-interacting protein 1-like
Exons: 1
Coding region: 123-3299 (1058 amino acids)
Source: RefSeq, a predicted model, not a curated record